Closterium sp. Yama58-4 is the source of this 645-nucleotide messenger RNA. The record is from the annotation of a GenBank genome assembly. Lineage: Eukaryota; Viridiplantae; Streptophyta; Zygnematophyceae; Desmidiales; Closteriaceae.
AUGGCCUCUUUUCACCUGUCUCUCUGCAUAUCCACAACACCAUGCUCUCGUCAGCAUGGUCUGUCACCAUGCCCUCAUCAUCAUUGCCACGUCACCGCGAGCGAUUGGAACGAUUACGGGGGUGCGAUUACGGGGGGGCUUCAUUACUUCCGUGCUCUCUUCACCUCUGAUUGCUACAGGGGGUUUGGCUCAGCAGCUGUCCCCUCCUUUUCGCCUCUGCCUGGGUCUCUGCCUUGUACGUGCCAUGGCAUGGCAUGGCAUGGCAUGGCACCACAGGUGAACGGCAUGGCGCUGCAGCGAGUGUGGGUGCAGGGCGUUCUCAGAAGCGCAGAUGCUGCCUCCCUCGCUGCUGUCCCGGGUGGAGAGGUGCCUACUAGCGCAGGUGGUUCUGCUGCUGCGGAGGGGAGGUUGUAUCUGGACGACGGCAGUGCAGCGGUUGAGAUCGUUCCUGCUAAAGGGGGGUCGCCCCCGCUUGUUGGGUCGUAUGUUCAAGUCAUCGGUGCGCUCUGCACCCGCCCUGCCAGCCCACCAUUCAUCAAGGUGCACAAGCUGGUGGAUCUGUCAGCAGACCCCAACAGGGAGUCACUAUGGCACCUCGAGGUGAUCGAAGCGCACAUCCGGUCACGACCCAAGCCGCGCACAUGA